This is a messenger RNA of Vitrella brassicaformis, 3687 nucleotides long. The record is from the annotation of a GenBank genome assembly. NCBI's taxonomy places the organism in Eukaryota, Vitrellaceae.
AGAAAAGGGAUGCGCGUGCUGGUGGUGGACGCGUACGGCCUCGGCGCUGAGGGCCGCAGUGCCUUCAAGGACUUCCUCUCCAUCCUACACACCGCCUUCGAGGAACCAUACGCCAAGUCACUCACCACACUCUCAUUCUGCCUCAGGGGCCGCUCCGAGCUGCUGCCGCUGCUCAAUGACCCUGGUACACAGCAACUGCUGCACAAAGGGGACACAGACAAACAUGCUGACGAUGCAAACCUUAUGUAAGGAUGGUUCUUCCGGGCCCUUCUGUCUAUGCGUGUGUUUGUGCACAGCGACAGAGUUCACGUCUCACGCGGCGCAGAGGGCCUUCGAUGCAUUCGACGUCGUGUGCAUCGCCGGUACAAUGUCAUAGUACAUUGGAAUCGGCACCUGCACUCACUGCAAAUACCGCCUCCCUCCCUCUCUGGGGGGUGUUUGUAUGUUAUGUGUAGGAGAGGCGAAUGUAUUGCCGUGGGCGCCGGUGAUGCACCAGGUGGGAGCCCUUCUGCGGAUGUGUCUGCGGUGCGACAAACCCACCCUCUGUGUGGGAUCGGCACUCCAGUCGCUCGUAUUCAUCGCGUCCAUCGGUAGGCACACCCACGUGAGCAGAUCCGGUCUAUCCCGCAUUGGUGUGUGUCUGCAUCCAUGUGUGUGUGCAGGUGCCGACAGGAUUCGCGUGUUCAACAACCGCGGGAGAGGGGGACGCAUCGGCGACCUCAAACGAAUCGCCGCUGACAAGACACUGGUGCGCACGACUGAGGGGCUGCGUGUCUCAUGCGUGACCCCUUGCUGGUGUCGGUGUCUUGUUUUCUGUCUGCCUGCCUGCAGUUGUCCACUUUGGAUGACCAGGACUGCUUCUUGGACUUCGCCACCGGUGGAAAUAAGUCGAUUGCACUUCCAUUUCCUUUCUUGACUGCAUCACAAACACAUGUGUGUCCUUUUUCCCUUGGAGCAGGCGAUGUGUACCGUCGGCAUUUGGCGGCCAAGGAGACCGACACGAUCCCCCCAUUCUCGCCAGAGAUGGCGGCCACGUCCCGAUCGUCUGCGGCCCAGAUGGUGCCGUCCGAGUGGUAUCCUUGCCGCAAUGUCGGCCUGCAUUACCCCCCCGCCGCUGAGGAAUUCCAGAGCUAUGGACACACUGUCAGCCAUACAGACAUCACACCUGUGUAAAGUGUGCAUGAUGUGCAUGUGGGUGUCUCUCGCCUGUCUGUCUGUCUGUCUGUCUGUGUGUCUGUGUGUCUAUGUGUGUCAGCUGCGCCGGCGGUCAACAUACCGUGCUCGCGUGCGCCCCGCGGUGUUGGAGGGUGCGGGUGGCGACUUCGAGGGCGUCACGCCAUCAGAGGUCCGCUCCACCGAAGUCCUCGUCAACAUCAAUAAGAGGCACGCAGCGAGACAGAAGAAAGAAGAGACAGCAAAAGUAUGUAUGGAUGGCGACCCACCGCUGUAAUGUGUAGAGCGAUGUCUCACUGGUCGCUGAAAGGCCUGCCCGUGUCGUUUGUGGCUCCGUGCCGUCACACAUGGGAGGUGCACCACACGGUGCAGCCACCGAUAGAGGUGCUGGGGUCGUCCAAGAAAGGCCCCCAGAUCAUCCAGCUGGGCCCGGCUUUCGCCAUGCACUUCAGGACCACAAGACGGUGACACACAUUCACCUUCUCAGCCACAACGCCCCCAUUGUGUGUGUGGUGUGUGUGCAGGUACCCCGAGACGGUGACAAUAGUGAGCAGCUGGGUGAAGGGCGUCGUCAUGCGCACACAAAGCGGUGGGGGGGAUCUGUCCUUUCUUACGACACCUAUUUGCCUCCGCUUCUCCCUGGUUUGUGCAGGUGAGUCGGUUGCAUUUCGCGCCAGCCCCCGGCUGUCAAUACCAGGGUACGUGACAUGAAUCUCACACAUGAAUGCCAAACAUCCGUCGCUGUCUCUUCUUUCUCCCGUCUCACCAGCCCGUUGACUGCUCGCCCUCAGGCAGACAAGGCGGCAACAGCAGCAAAAGUGGCUGCUGCUGCAGCUGGUGGUACCGAGGAGUCGCCAUUGGCGAGUGCUCUUGCGUCCGGGACGGCCCUUGUGACGCCCAGGCCGGGGCACCUCACAGUGCGCACCGACACGGUCAAACCUGUGGGGCAUCCGUCGAGGCAGAUGAGGGCGGAGGGGGGAAUGAGAGAUGGGGAGGGACACAAGACCACACGUACAGUGUCCAAAUGUGGGUGGAAGACGAUGGCAGGCAGACAGACACACACAAAGGCAGACAGAGAGAGAAGUGCUCCGACAUGGCUCCGCUCCCUGCUGUCUGCCUUUGUUUGUGUCCCCCAGACGCGUCCAAGGACUUCGUGCCUCGUGUGGCAGGCCUCAAGCACCGCAAGUCACGCGUAUUCCGCCCACCCCCACCCCCCUCAUCCCAGCCAGCCCCGCACGCACCGCCAUCCGAGCAGCCCCCCACAACAAUCAGCACCAAGCCACCACUUCCCUUCCUCCCGCCUCUCCCCCUCUCAACCAUGAGCAUCCCACAGCCGCCAGUGCCCGUGUCUCGCCCCAUGGUGAUCCGUGCGCAGGAUGAGAGCGACAGUGAGAGCGAGCGGGGCGUCGCCGCCUCCUCAUCCUUCGGCGGCAGUCCGCGGACCGACGACCGGCUGGCGGCCCAGCCGCAGCGCACACAGAGCAUGAACGUCAUGAGCGACACUGACGGCGAGCGAAUGCGACUGCUGAGCUUCGAGGAGGCUGGGGGCGGUCUGGAGGGCGUGGAGCGGCUCAGUGGGGAUGUCAGCGAGCGGGGGUACUAUCCCACCAUCACCAAAGAGAGAGCGCGGCAGAUGCUGCAUCCCGAGGAGAAGUGGGAGGCUUCCCCUGAGUCGAAGGCGCCCACUGUACGGCUGACGACCCGCAGGGCGGCUGAGGGGCCCGUCAGUGCAGGCAGGGAUGUGUCGGGGAUGGCGAAGGGGGCGACACAGAGCGCUUCCCAGCGGCCCUACACUUCGUGGCUCAAGAGGCAGAAUACACUGAUAGAGAAAAUCGAAAAGACCUCCAUACCGAGGGUGGGUGGAUGAGAGAGACAUACGAAGGGAGAGAGAGAGACACUGGAUUGUGUCUGUGGUCUGUCGUCCAGGGCUUCACCCGUUUGCUGCCCCAGUCGACUGCAGGCGAUGCCGUCUCACCCGACCAGGCACUCGUGGGCCAGACAAUGAAAUACGCCAUCAAACGGAAGAACCAACGUCAGUCAGCCAACGCAACAAACUCUUAGAAAGUGCCUCCCACCCCUUGGCCUGCGCCAACUGCACUGCUAUCAAUCAGGGAGGGGCGCGCGCGACAAGAGCCCGUCAGGGAGCCCCCGGCAGCGGCACUCGUCGUCUUCGUCAGCGUCGUUUUAUUACAUGGUGUCGAACUUUGUGCACCAGACGCCCUCCCCGCCGCCACUGAUUCACCAGUUCCGGCCGCGGGACGAGCCGCAGCACUGGAUCGGCGGUAGGCGAGAGCCGCAUGGCGGUGUCUGUCUCUGUGUGUGUGACAUGGUGUGUACAUGUGUGCAGGUCCGUGGCGGCAUACGGCGUACAACCGGGGUAUCUUCAACAAGUGGGAUCAGCUGCCGAACGACACCGACCCGCCAGCCACCAACUACACCACACUCUUCUCAGCUCGAUAGGCAGACAGACACGCAGAGGGGCAUCCUAACUGUGUCAGUGCAUCUCUGUGUAUG